Messenger RNA from Bipolaris zeicola 26-R-13, 1197 nucleotides. RefSeq lists its product as uncharacterized. Bases 1 to 1197 code for a protein of 398 amino acids. The transcript has 4 exons. The record is from RefSeq and is a predicted model, not a curated record. Lineage: Eukaryota; Fungi; Ascomycota; Dothideomycetes; Pleosporales; Pleosporaceae.
AUGUCCAUGUCGACGGCCGCGCUGCCUAGGGGUUUCAUCCACUCCGCCGCUGCUGCGCUGCAAUCGAUAAGAACAAGAGCCGCACAAACCUGGCCGUCGACGCACACGGCCCAGCGGCCAGGGCCGAACUGCAACAAUUUCCCAUGCCUGGCUACAUUUUUUUUCUUCUGCCCACGGGACGACGGCCAAGGGGCAGCCACCCAUGGAAACGGUCGCGCGCGCGAGCAUGCACAUUAUUACUAUUACUGUACUAUACCACCAGCUCAGCAACCCGUCGGCGCACGCCUUAGUUGCAGCAACUGGUCAGAGUCAGAGCCAUCGGAUCGGUACUCUAGAGCAGCGAGGCGCGAGAGCAAGCAACUCAUCCGAGCAGCGAGCAUCCAUCCGACAAAGGCCGAGCUUUGCUGUCGCAUUGGCGGCUGUGGCUUUGCUAGGGUCCUUUCCCUUAUAUCCGACCAUGAAACCGACGGCGUCCGGCGAACACAGACAACAGACGCUCGCGGUUCGACUGCACGGGGCGCCCGCGACAUAACUCGAGUUGCAGAUGCUCAAAGUCCGAAACAUGCAGACGGACAAGAUGGCCGACCGGCACCAUCUGGCGUGGCAGCCGUGGCUGUUGGUCGCCGCCGAGGCUGGGAUGAGGAAAAGUCUGGUGAGGGUGACAUGCUCUCGCUCUCCAUGCCUACACUAGGAUACGGUCACGCCUUCGGCCUUGAAACACGUCUUCUCGAAGCCUGGGCACCUCGACGCGAGCAGGCCCGCGGCGCACUGUUGUCAAAUCGAAACGGCGCAUGCGGCACGACGGCGGCGGCCAACAAUACAAGGCGCGACGUGGUUGUGCUGGCGGUGCUAUACUACGCACAACGAUACCAUUACACACUCAGAUACAGUCAUGUCACGCCUGCCAUGGCCGCAACGGCGACGAUUGCUCAAAAGCGGCGCUCUAGGGAACCCCACGUGUUGUUCCAUCAUCAAGCCAUGCCAUGGCAGCGGCACGCCCGACACACACCACCCUCGUUGCGAACCCGACACCGUGCUCGCCGCUGGAAAUUGCGCAUCGUGCCCAGCCUAAUCCCCGAAACCACUAGGCCGUCUCAGGCAGUUUUCUCUCCCAGCAAGAGUACGCGUCGUCGCCUUCAAGGUUCAAGGGGGGGCGCUGUCCACGAUGCUGGGACUGCUGGGACUGCUGGGACGUGA